UUGACGCCCGCUGACCGUAACUAGGCACUGUCCUUAUGAUCCGUGAUAGAGCCCGUGACAUGUAUCGCCAUAAGCACGUAUCGAUAGACGCUGAUAGCUCCCGACGUGCCACCUAGAUGUAACUAGAUUAAGUGAAUUUCACACUAGUCCUAGGUUAGUUGGUUUUUGACAGUGUUUUCAUUUGCCGGCAUUAUCGUAUCGAGUAAUAGAUAGGGAUAAUCGACUUCCCCAAUUGUGAUGCGCCUACGCCGACACGACACGACGCAACGCAAUGCGUAAAUCAGCUUAGUUCGCCUCUCAGUAGGGGUGGUAGGUUUAUGGUCGAUAUCGGGGAGUGUGCGCGGGGGACGUCGGUAUGAUGGCACCAUAUGUACACAGUGCCACCGAGAUCGAUGACGGAAUUUCGACGACCGGUCAUUCAAGUGUUAUUCCUCCACGUGUUUAGUAAUCCGAUCGUGCAUACUAAUCUAUCGAAUUACACAAAGUGCCAAAAAGUUAUAGUUCUUCUGUUUUCAGAGUCAGGAACCAUGAGUGGCCCAAGAAAUUUCGAAACUGUUACGCUUCCCUCAAACGCAUACAACGUACCCGUCGCUGCUCUCUCAGAAGAGAUAUAUUCCCUAACGGAUAGGCAGGCUGUUGUCAUAGAUGCAGUAGCAAACAUAUCACUUCCCAAUUGCAUAGAAGUCCUUAGCAAAAUAGUCGGCCGCUUAAAUAUUUUAAUGGCAGGGUAUCGUCCAGACAGAACAAUAGGGGUAUAUCUCCAGACAGAAGCCCUAGCACAUCAACUCGUCACCUCUCAACAUUUUCUACACGUACGCUCACGCAAUCUUGUGCUCAGACCUAUGAAUGGGAUAGUGACAUCGAUUAUAUUGUUAUACGUCCAUCCCAAAGUUCCGCAGUCAUUAAUCCUAGAAAAAUUGUCCGAAAUGAAUAUCAAAUAUUUCAACGAUGACAUCCAAUGUGUAUCAAUCGCAGAUACGCCACGUUUCUCUCACAUUCGCAGUUUUAGUAGACGAGUCUACGUGUUAUCCGAGGAUAUAAAUAAACUACCGGAUACUAUUGAGAUUAAUAUUAGAGACAAGUUGCACAAGAUACAGGUAUCAGUCGAAAGAUCGUUCUGAGAGUCUCGUCAAGAGAGUAACGUUGAAUGUUGUACAUUCAUCUAGACCGGUCACCGUUCUCCACCUAAUCUGUAGACGAAGAUUCGUCACUCCUGUCAGAAUAUUGACAAAAUUAAAUUCUUUGAAACGCAAGCCGCUUCGAUAUUGUAAUUGUUAAAACAUUGAUAAAAUGUGAUAUGAUUACUAAAGUUCUGAAAUAUAUAAACAAAAAACAA
Megalopta genalis is the source of this 1336-nucleotide messenger RNA. The record is from RefSeq and is a predicted model, not a curated record. Lineage: Eukaryota; Metazoa; Arthropoda; Insecta; Hymenoptera; Halictidae.